GAGAUAGUCCGCUGACCUCCAUCCAACGGCAUCCCUCACUCAGAUCUAUGCUGUCAUCCGGUAGCUGAGGAUCUUUAAAUAUAGCAAAACAGGCAGAGACAACAACUAACACAUUCUUCUUUUGUCUCUCGUGUAGCUUACACCAGCGUGAAAAACCUCUCGCUAAUGAGGUGGCAUGCAACACUGACAUCGUAUUCUUAGCAUGUCUUAGGCAGCCUACAUUUCCCGGUCGCACAUGUACGCAAUCCCAGUCUCUCUUUCUCUCUCGAAAAAAGGAUAAAGUCUCUGGACUGGUCUUGAGAUCGAGAUUGGAACCAAGAUAGAACGCACAUUUUCCCCUUCCACAGAUGAACAACAACUUCGAACUGCCUCCCCUGCUACGUUUACCACCUGAACUGCGCCGGGAGAUCUACUCCUACUUGAAUCUUGCUCCCAGCCCCGAAGAAGAGAUCACGACGAUAAAUUAUGCCCUAGACUGGCCAUUCUUCGAACAUCCCAGCUCAACCACUUUCACCGCACACCAAGUGGACAGAUGCAGAUGUCCACAGCAAUCAUCCCGUCGAACUAACACUCGCACCGAAGACCACAUCUACACUCGCUACGUCUGCCACGGCCCGGAGGUCCAAUUCGCUACCAGAUCGCGGUCACUAUGGGUUCUCGAGAAGCCAGGCCCCGCAUUCAACAUACUCCGGCCCGCAUCCCAGGAUGAGAAGGAGAGACGGCCCGAUGCUGGCAUAAUCAGCGUCAACAAGACCAUCUACCGCGAGACAAUACCGCUACUAUAUCGCCAACGCAAUUUCCUUUUCCUCACGAGUAUCUGUUCUCGGGGCCGCUAUCAAGCAUAUGCUACCCAGCAAUGGCUUUCUCUCCACACGGCCUACGCUCGCUCGCAGAUUACGAGUAUUAGUCUGCUUUGCCAGGAAAACGAAGAAGAUUGUCGACUCCGCGACGUAGCAAUGUCCUAUGUCAAUUUCUCCAAAUUUGCCUUGAGGCAUCUGGUGAACUUCCAGUCCCUCUGUUUGAAUGUCUGGUCAUCGGACAUCCCGCUGUAUCCGUUUGCUAUGCUCUUCCACAGGCCGGAAAUGCGUAUAUAUGUCAAAACUCAUGUCGGAGAUCCCGAGCUUUAUGGCUUUUACGAUGAAGGGACUUUCAUGAGCCAAUUCGGCGACCCGAACGGUCAGUGGGCUGAGAGUUAUGAGAAGCAUGUCAAAGAGCUGGGAUCCGAGGAACACGAUUCAGAGGAGUCUGUCGUUGACGAAGUAGUGUAGUGCUAAUUUGCACUGAGAUAUACAUAGUCAAAAAUUAAUUUUAAACUGUCG
Aaosphaeria arxii CBS 175.79 is the source of this 1319-nucleotide messenger RNA. RefSeq lists its product as uncharacterized. The transcript has a single exon. The record is from RefSeq and is a predicted model, not a curated record. Bases 348 to 1268 code for a protein of 306 amino acids. Lineage: Eukaryota; Fungi; Ascomycota; Dothideomycetes; Pleosporales.